GGCCAAAUCUCGGUGGCGCGUGUUGUCGCUUUGCUCGGAGGCGGGCGGAAGCGACAUUGAGGCUUGCCGGUGAUCAGAUCGGGAAGAAGAGGGCCCAUUUGAGGAGCCGGUCGAUCUCUACCACCAAGGACUCGAAGCGGAACCCACUCGGAUCGAAAAGUUGCAUUGUGCGCAUGCGGCAGCUGGAGACCGCGAGCAGCCGCGCGCACAUGAUUGAUGCGUGGACCGAGAGGGACGUCCGCGACGUUUGGUCCGACACCGGGAGGGGCACAGCGAAGCCAGUGACGACCCUCUGAUGUCCUCUGGCGCUGCCACUAUUCGUCCGCUGGCCCACGCUCUGUCCCUCGUCCUUUCGUUGACGCUACUGCAUUUGGCGUUGCUGCCCCCAAGACGGGCCUCAGCGGAGGCUGCACCAUCAGCGGCCCAACGUCGCGAGUCCCUACUGGUCACGCAGAUCUGCAUGGGAUCGCAGAGGUUCACCAACACCGUCAACCUUCUGCUGUCGUUCGCGCAGCGGGUGCUGGCCCAGCCCAGGCGGCUGGACAUCGGUGGAAACUUCGGUCUCAACUUGACGCUACGCGGACUCGACACGCUGUCUCUGCGGGGCACGGCGGAGACGUACUGCGACGAGAACGUUGCGCAGGCGUGGCUUCCGCUCAGUUUGUCGCCGACCAUCGUGCUCACUCUGAUAUCCCCGCUGCCAUACCUUCCGUACGUCCAGAAGGACAUCUCGGGCACGCUGAGCGGACUCGAAGCAAACGUCGGUGUGCGAGUGGACAGGAACGACCCCAACAGUCGUCUCGUGAUCUCGUCGCUCGAAGUCGUGAACGUGGACGCUAUCGACGUGGAGCUGAGCUCGUUCGCAGCCUUUUCCGGCACGCCGCUCACCUCGUUUUUCCAACUGCCCGGCAUGACGAGAAAGAUCGCGCUGCUGGCGCCCGUAGUGCGAGCCGCGUUGCAGACGUUCAUCGACCGCGGCGGGUUUAGUCUGUAAAUACAUGACCGUCUUCGCACAAUCAGCAACGAAAGCAAUGCGAUAAUGAAACAGCAGGCAACCUUGCUGUUCGUUGUGAUGAAGCUUGGCAGCUUCGCUAUAAGCGAUCAAAAACACGCAGUUGGACACUACUCACCUUCCCGUAUUAGACAUACACUACGUAUGGAAGUUCCUCUCACACAGCGUGUAAACUGUUGAAGUACAAACGCUUACAUUAUCGAGCUGCAUUCGUUGCUGAUUGUGCAAUUCCUUCUCAUGAAAUAAUUCAAUGGAUACGUUCAA
Molecule: messenger RNA, 1276 nt
Organism: Dermacentor silvarum
Lineage: Eukaryota; Metazoa; Arthropoda; Arachnida; Ixodida; Ixodidae
Exons: 2
Coding region: 296-994 (232 amino acids)
Source: RefSeq, a predicted model, not a curated record